Micromonas commoda is the source of this 414-nucleotide messenger RNA. RefSeq lists its product with no specific name. The record is from RefSeq and is a predicted model, not a curated record. NCBI's taxonomy places the organism in Eukaryota, Viridiplantae, Chlorophyta, Mamiellophyceae, Mamiellales, Mamiellaceae. The transcript has a single exon. The coding region runs from base 1 to 414 and encodes 137 amino acids.
AUGGGCGGGGACUUCUUGAACGAGCUCGAGAAGAAGAAACGAGCGGUUUACACGGACGUUCGGAAGACGCUCCUUAGAAUAUGGAGGAGCAUGGACGACCCGAACGGGAAGAUGGGGAUCACCGUGCGCGUUUUCGGGGAGAACGUCACGUUGUUGGGGGGCAUGAGUCCGAAGAAGGCGAUGGUGGCGGCGAUGCUCAUGGGCAGCACCGCGUUCUGGCUGGGCACCGCCAUCGGCCUGUGCAUCUUCGAGCUCAUGUUCGACGUGCCGCCGGACGUCAAGGAGAGGGUGCUGCACGCGUCGUACGUGGGACUCGCGGCCAUGUACAUCAGCGUCAUGGCGGGCAUCGUGCACGUGGUGUUCUUCAGGGACAGGCACCUGUGGUCAGUCGACGCGCUGGACAGGGCGCUGUGA